CGGCCCAUUGCCGCACAAUCACUAUACACUUUCUCUGCACUUUUCCCUCCAAUUCCAUUUCUUAAUUUACGGUCCUUACGCUUCCUUCAAUAUCUCAGAUCCCUCUGCAAAAUCAUGCCUUUAUCAUCUAGCGAGGCGCCGGAAUCCUCCUGUCGGCACCACACCUACAGCAGGAAACAGAAGUCUCUCGGUCUCCUCUGCACUAAUUUCUUGAGCUUUUAUGAUAGAGGCGGUGUUGAAGUCGUUGGACUGGAUGAAGCUGCCUCUAAAUUAGGCGUUGAGAGACGGCGGAUCUAUGAUAUUGUCAAUGUUCUAGAGGGCGUCGGAGUUCUUGCAAGAAAAGCAAAGAAUAAAUAUACAUGGAAAGGAUUUGAGGCAAUCCCUAAAGCUCUUCAGGAGUUGAAGGAAGAGGGUUUGAGGGAGAAUUUAAGCAGUUUUGAUAAGCAUCGGAGCAGCAAUUAUGAGAAAGUAUCAUAUGAUGACAAUGAUGAUGAGGAUGAGUGUGAUUCCAACCCUAACACAGGAAGCCAGAAUGAUAAUUCCAUUCCCAGUGGCAUUGUCAAAUCAACGGCAGCUUCAAGAUUUGAUAACAGAAAAGAAAAAUCUUUGGGACUUCUCACACAGAAUUUUGUCAAGCUCUUUGUUUGCUCUAAAGCGGAUCUAAUUUCCCUUGAUGAAGUUGCAAAGCUAUUGCUUGGGGAUGCCCACAAUUCAUCAAUAAUGAGAACAAAAGUAAGACGGCUUUAUGACAUUGCAAACGUGCUAUCUUCCUUGAAACUUAUUGAAAAGACUCAUACAGCAGAAGCCAGGAAACCAGCAUUCAGGUGGUUGGGUUUGAGAGGGAAACCUGAAAGUGGAUCUGAUGAUGCCUUGGCCGAGUCUAGGAAAAGAACAUUUGGAGCUGAUGUUACUAACAUUUGUUUCAAAAGAAACAAAGUGGAUUCUUCACCUGAUGGAGACAGAAACGACAAUUUAAAAUUGCAGAACCAAAUAAAAGUCGAGAAUGAGGUAACAAUCGCUGAUAGAAGUGCUUUGUGUCAGGAUUUCUCUAACAGUUACCAGUUUGGCCCUUUUGCUCCUGCUACAGUGGCCAAAGUUGGUGGUUCUGAUAACAAAGCGACUCAAACUCAUGAUUGGGAUAGUUUUGCGUCUACUUACCGUCCUCAAUAUCACAACCAAGCUCUGAGAGAACUUUUUGCUCAUUACAUGGAAGCCUGGAAAUCAUGGUACACUGAAGUCCUGGCAAGAAACCGAUACAACAAGUAUCCUGAUGCUUCACCUCUCUGCAUUUCCUAAUGAACUCAAGUAAUUUGGACAGCUUUGUAGUCCCUUGAACCUUUUCAUAUUUCAAGGGGAAAAAGGAAAGAAGAGAUGUGCCCCAACUGAUUAUGCCCAUCCUCCGGAUAUUCUAUUUCAUUUAUUGUAGUGUUCAGAUUUGUUCAUGUUUCUGAACACUAUCAAAUGCCAAUCGAAUGCUAUACAGACAUAAAUAUGAACAAAUCUGUAUAGCAUUUGUUCAUAUCAAACUAUCAAAUUUCUUUAUUAAAAUUUGUGGAUGUCAAUUUACAAAUUGGUAA
Messenger RNA from Hevea brasiliensis (rubber tree), 1577 nucleotides. Its product is annotated as E2F transcription factor-like E2FE. Gene Ontology annotation, molecular function: DNA-binding transcription factor activity, RNA polymerase II-specific; RNA polymerase II cis-regulatory region sequence-specific DNA binding. Gene Ontology annotation, cellular component: RNA polymerase II transcription regulator complex. The record is from RefSeq and is a predicted model, not a curated record. Lineage: Eukaryota; Viridiplantae; Streptophyta; Magnoliopsida; Malpighiales; Euphorbiaceae. Gene Ontology annotation, biological process: regulation of transcription by RNA polymerase II.